Molecule: messenger RNA, 4024 nt
Organism: Pungitius pungitius (ninespine stickleback)
Lineage: Eukaryota; Metazoa; Chordata; Actinopteri; Perciformes; Gasterosteidae
Gene: tpd52l2b
Product: tpd52 like 2b
Exons: 10
Coding region: 225-980 (251 amino acids)
Cellular component (GO): cytoplasm
Source: RefSeq, a predicted model, not a curated record
GUCGUGAGCUUUUCAAAGAGCCGUUUAAGCUGAGCUGGCUGUUGGGCUGUUUUGAGUUCCUGUUGACGACUUUCUCUGAGUGGGAGCAGUCUACAAAACCAGGAAGAUUAAUACACGCCUAGGGGGAAGCACACUUGACUAGUUCCAUAUCCGCAUUUCACACCCAUCGAGGUAAACUUUGAACAAAAAAAAAGAAGUUCUACCUCUGUGAAAUCGACGCCGAAAUGGACCCCGCCAGUCAAGAUAUCAACCUGAACUCUCCUAACAAGGGCCUCGUCGUGGACCACUCGGACAGCCUUUCCGACGUGCCGGUGGAGGGGCCGGUGGUGGGAGCGGUGGGGAACGCAGCGAACCCUCUUCCACCCGGCCUGACGGAGGAAGAGGCCGAGGAGCUCCGCACAGAGCUCACCAAGGUGGAGGAGGAGAUCAACACCCUGCGUCAGGUUUUGUCGGCCAAAGAGAGACACGCCGCAGACCUGAAACGGAAACUGGGUCUGAACCCGCUCAACGAACUCCGGCAGAACUUCACCAAGGGCUGGCAAGACGUACAAACCUCCAACGCCUAUGUGAGAACCACUGAGAAACUGGGCGAGUGGAAUGAGAGAGUUACCAGCUUGGAUCUAUAUCUGUCUGCCUCAGCAACUUUGGAUGACAUUUCCCGCUCUGAAGCAUAUAAGAAGACUCAAGAGACCCUUUCUCAGGCGGGACAGAAGACAAGUGCAGCUUUAAACACAGUGGGCUCCGUCCUCAGCAGGCGACUGGGCGACAUGAGAGCGCUACCUUUCUCUAAUUCCUUUAGUAGCAACUAUUCCAUUCGCCACUCUAUAAGUAUGCCCGCCAUGAGGAACUCUGCGACCUUCAAGUCAUUUGAGGAUAAGAUGGGAAACCUGAAGCACAAGGUUGUGGGCCCCCGAGGGAGCGAGGAGGCCAUCGGCUCUCCCACCAACACCACCCCCACUCAGGACAACCCGUCUUUCUGAAUGCGUCCGUCCUCCACCUCUACCUCCUCGUCGCCACCUUCUUCACGACCUGAGACUGUACUGUCCAUCACUUCACACUGCAGAGUCAGCCCUGACCUUUGACCCUCCUCCUGCUCACCAACUCGCCGCCCCUCGCUCUUUGCCGCGAGGUCUGCUGGAGCAGACGGGCGGCGGCGAAGAGCACGCUGUGGCGGGGCGAGUGUCUCUACCUCUGCUCGUCCCGCAGCUUCCGUUUCCCCCCCCCCCUGCUGCGGAGGAAAGGGGUGUUUUGUUGAUGUCUAAACCUGAAUAAUUUACAGGCCUUGCUUUUUGUUACGUCAUCACCGUCUGCCUCUACUUCUUCCCCGGUUAGACCCACAUCCCUCUGUUGGUCCAAAUAAGUCCAAAUAGUUGUUUAAAUAAAAAUUAAAGGUUAGGGUAAGGUUAAGGUGGCAUUAUUAAGAUGUCCUGCUCUUAAGCUAAACGAGGAAGGUCACAUCUAUCCUUGGGGCCUGGUGUUUUGUAAGCUAGCGCUGCAGUGAUGCUUUAAGAGGUCACGUUUGUGGAGCGAGGGUGUCUACAGACUGACGGUGGGGGGAGGGUCUUCCGGGCAUAAGCGAGGUGGUGGUUUGUACUGCUGCCAUUUCUGUCUUCUUGUUUCUAACUACUAUUGUGUACUUCACAUCCAUCACACGUUCACACUGAGCACAUGCUGGUGUCUCCACAGUAUCCCUAUAUAUAUAAUAUAUAUAUAUAUAUUUUCUGUCAAACUUGUACAGGGUUCUCCCCAUGCGAUGUGAACACAGGUGAGAGGUGAUUUUUCUCCGGGUUGGGUUGGGGGGGGGUCGUCAUCACAUCUCACUCCUAUUAGACCUUUUCCUGCUCCAUGCAUAGCUCAUCUCAGUUGUACCGUACUCCCCAUGCAAGGAAGAGCCGGGUCUGGCACAACACUCCCAGGAUGUAAAAACAGGAAGGAAAAAAAAAAACGACAACCUUAAAACCAUUUUGUAUUACAAACUAUUUUACACUGCUUUGCAAAAUGUUUUUACAUAACUUUUAUCAAUAUGUACAAAAAUAGAUGCGUAAAUAUAUUGUCACUGUUGCUGCCAAAUGGUAGUAUCAGGUAGGGAGGUUUAAGAAAAAGCAGGGGGAAGCGCAACAAACUGAGUCAGUUUCAUAGACCUCAUCUUUACCUUUAUCAUCCUUCUCUCUCCAAGUACAUCUGUGGUCUUAUGAAUGUUAAAAUGUUUGUGAAACUGACUCGAUAAUGAGCUGCAUUUGUUUUGCACCCGUUUGGCCUCGAGUGAUCGUAGAAAGAAAGAACAUCAAAGUGGUUUCAUAUGACGACUGACACCUCGACGGUUCGCUCUGCGCAGACCUCCGUGGCGUCGGAGCCUUUGGAACCCUUUGUGUGCGUUUGAUUUUUCCCUCUGACCGUAGUUCUCUUCCUGUUGGUGGAGGGACUGUUAGGAUCCUUUUUUGAAGGGUGAUUGUAUGAGGUACUUCAAAUAAGUCAAGUGUUUCCCCGCCCAAUUUGGAGAAACCACACGGAAGAAAAGCAAGAAAUAAUUUAGACACUUGGGGGGGAGGAAUAUAUAUCUUUUAGCUGUACGAUUUAAAAUCAAAAUAUGUAUAACUGCUUUACCUUUCAGAUGGGGAACUGCAGCAGUUAUGUAUCAUCCAUUCAAAAACCACAAUGGACUUUUUUUUUCUUUUUUUUUUUUAUCUCGACCAUAUGGGUCGAUUAGAAAAGAACCUCAUAAAACACUACUUCAGCAAAUCAGGAUGAUGCCAUUUAGCGUUCAGAACUCAAUGUGAGACGAUGCUUUGUACACUACUCUGUGAAUGCCAAUGGGGUCUCUAUCUCCCCAUCGGGCUCACUCCCUUUUAAAUGGCUCCCUUGUUAGAAUUCAGCUGGUAGAAACUUUUUGAGUAGCACAGACUGGUUUUGAUUGAACCCGUCUGCAGGCUCUCCUGAACCGUGUAGGAGAGUCAGCGUGAAUAUGUUUAGAGUCCGAGAGGUCACAUGAUGUGUCAUAAAAAGUGCUGGUUGCCAUUUAGAAGAGACUUUUGCUAACAACCCCUCAAUGCACUCCGGUUAGCACACAGGAAAUAGCUGCAUGAGGCACACACACACACACACACAAGGUGGGCCAGUCAAUCUUAUGUUGCUGUUGAUUUAAUGGUGUUUUGAUGUCUCACAUUGCCAACAAUAUUGCAACAUGUGGUUCUUGCAUUCGGGCCUAUAGAAUGUCUCCAAAUGUCAAUGUGUUUUCAUUGAGGCAAUAGAAAAGGAUAAAUAUGACUAUACUUCUGGAUUUGUUUAGGAGACUUACUGAUUUCAGCCAAAACUUUACAGGAAUGUUAACUUGUAAGUACACCAAUGAAUUAAACUUUUCUGACAGUUGGGCCUCGAUGAACACAUUGAUUCAUAACUGCUGCCAGUGGAUUUUCUUUUGUGUUACUUUGCUAGGGAAUGUAUUCCUGUUGGGUGAAUUGUCUUGUUUUCUUUUGUUAGGAGAGGUGACAUUUUGGUAUUUGUACAAAUAAUUUGCCAUUGGUUUAAAAACUAGUUGCCAAUCCCUAGAUAACUGUUACAAAAUCUAUUGUUUUUCUGCCUGAGUGGUCUCUGCCUUACUGCUCUGCCAAAAUGAGAAAAAUAGACCUCAACUAACUAUAGAUCUCCACUUCUUUUAUGCGAAGCCAUUGGAAUUCCUAAAUACACAAAGAUCUCAACGUCCUAGAAAAGAACAGUUUUAGAUACAGAAUUCAAUGACUUGGACACCCCCCGCCCCCCCCGCACUGCACAUGUCGCCUGUUUUAAAAGCUGCUAUUGGUUUUGUUGACAGGGAUGGGAGUUCUUUUGAUUUGGGAGCCAAUGGGAAGUGCAGCACAUCCGUGCUAGUCGCUGCAGAGGCUGGAGGACAGUGGCGUAUUUACAGCUUUAUUUAAACCCUGGGCCUAACUGAUGUAGAAAAGGGAUUUGAUUUGGACAAUUACGGUGAAUGAAUUAUUUGGUUUUCUUGUAUAUGUUUGGAUAUUAAUAAAGCAUUCCUUUAAAUUAA